AUGAAACGGCUAAUGUUGGUGGGCUUGUGGUGUUCUCAUUCCAACCCGAAUGCGAGACCAAGUAUGAAAAAAGUACUGCACACGCUCGAAAGCGGAGAUGGAUUGCCUCAUAUUCCUCACGAUUAUCGACGGGCUCUUCCAUCGAAAUUAGCCAGUAUUCCCGGGCUAUCCGUAAGUUCUUCCAGUGUAAAUGCAACAACAGUCUCGCUUUCAGACGCAGGAGCGAUUAGUUUCAUUUUUCCUUCCAAAACAAAUAUCCAACUAUCAGCAGAUGCUUCCAUUUAUCAGAACGUGAUACACCUUACCAAGAGCCGAUCGGGCCUCGGGUGGGCAACUUACUCCAACAUUAUUCCUUCUAAAGCUCUGGCAAGUUUUUCAACGCAUUUCCAAUUCAGCAUAGUUGCAGUCAAUGGCAGCGGAGACGGUCUCACUUUCUUUCUCGCUCCCUCCGACUUUGAAUCCUUCGACGCUGAUCGCGGCGAAUGGCUCGGACUCUUUGAAUCUGAAACAGAUGGGAACUCAUCCAAUCAGAUUGUUGCUGUGGAGUUCGACACAUACGAGAAUGAGUUUGAUCCGGAUGAUAACCAUGUAGGAAUCGAUGUCAACAGUGUCAUAUCAGUGAAAACUGUUUCAGUAAGUGAUCUUUACACAGGCGCUACUCUCAACAAUGGAGAAAAGUGGGAAGUGUGGGUUGAUUACAACGGCACACAGAUUCAAGUCUUCCUUUUAUAUAACCCCGGCGGUGCUACUCCAUCUAGACCUGAAAUGCCGGUGUUGUGGUAUAAUAUAGAUUUGAGUGAGUUUCUUACCCCCAACGUCAAGCUUAGCUUUUCGGCCUCCAAUGGUGUUGCAAUUGAGACUCACGCUGUCCACGUUUGGAAUUUUUUAAAUCAAUAUUCACCAGGAAUUCCUCCUGUAAUGCCAAAUCCAAGCCCAUCCUCUCACCCAGCACGCAAAAAAAUGAAGUAUAUUCUAAUCGGAUCGAUUAUUGGAAUCGUUGUUUUUAUAUUUUUAAUAAUAGGGUUUUGCAUAUGCUGUUGCUGGGGCAAGAGAAACGAGACUUCCCAGAUGGAGGUUUCGCCAUCACCUUCACGGUCAUGGAAUCCUGUGCAGCCUUCGGCUCCACCGCUCAACCCAAAUUCUGUCCAGCAUUGA
Cryptomeria japonica (Japanese cedar) is the source of this 1155-nucleotide messenger RNA. RefSeq names its product seed lectin-like. Gene Ontology annotation, molecular function: carbohydrate binding. Bases 1 to 1155 code for a protein of 384 amino acids. The record is from RefSeq and is a predicted model, not a curated record. The transcript is spliced from 3 exons. Lineage: Eukaryota; Viridiplantae; Streptophyta; Pinopsida; Cupressales; Cupressaceae.